CCAUCUCUUUCCUUGAUCACUGUAGUUUUGAUAAUGAAUCUUCGUGUCAGAUGAGCGUCUGUUCUGCUGCUGAUUAUGGCUGGAAGAGAAUGAUGUCAGUGAGUGGCAUCAAUGUGUCUGACCACACAUUGGGCAAAGAACAAAAUGGGACGUCUUUCUUUAUGCACUUCAGCACUGAGGGUAGAAACAAGGGGGACACAGCCAGAAUAGAGAGCAAAAUAAUGAGUCCUAAAAGAGACUGCAAAGUCCAGUGCCUGCAGUUCUACUACUAUCACAGUGGUCAUGAGUCUGACCAGCUCAACAUCUGGAUCCGAGAGUACCAGAAUGAAGCAGACAGCAGAGGAACUCUCAGAAUUAUGGAUCAGAUCACAGGACCCCCUGGUAAUUACUGGAAGCUGCAUCAUGUGCCACUGAAUGCAAAUAAAACCUUCCAAGUUGUAUUUGAAGCCCGUAAAGGAGCUGGAAACUCCAGUGGAGGAUUUUCACUGGAUGAUAUCAAUAUUUCAGAGACUGAGUGUCCCCACACAUGGCAGAUAAGAGACUUUAAGAAUGUUUUGAACAACAGUGUGUCUGACACUGUGAUGUACAGUCCAUUGUAUUACUCCAGUGAGGGUUAUCGCUUUCAGGCUGGCUUAGAGGUGUAUGAGAAUUACUUUUUAAUAAAUGUUCGUCUGGUAUCUGGUGCAUAUGAUGAACAGUUGCAGUGGCCUUGUCCAUGGAGACAAAUAACUAUCCAGAUGCUUGACCAGAAUCCACACAUACAGAAGCGCAUGUCCUCUGAGAAAAGCAUCACCACUGACCCUGCUUUGGCUUCUUCCAAUGCCAGUUAUUACUGGGACAGUCCUCGAAAAGGUGGAAAUCAAGUCGUCAUCGGCAAUGAGUCUGUGUUUGUGGGUAAUUGGACCCCUUCAUAUUAUGUAAUAAGAGAUGAUCUCACUAGAAGAGAGUUUAUCAAGGGUGGUGACAUCAUAUUUCUCUUCAGCAUGCAAGAUAUCUCAGGGCUUCUUCAGAAUCAGUCUCUAUCCUGCCCUAAAGUGACAGCGAAAAACUUCAACGUUACUGCUGAUGUGAGUGCCCAACAGGGACCAUGUGCUCCACGACCUCAGAUAACCUCUACAACAGCAACAACUACAACAAGAACCACAACCAAAUCAGGAACCACUGAGGGGGCCAAGACGGCUUCUGCUCUGAUCAUCUCAGUGGUUUGUUUUCUUUUGGUAGUGUAGGUAGGUUCUUUUGGUAGGUUAAUCAUGAGAAAUUUCAGCCCUAUAUGUGUGACUACAUAAGAGUUCACAAGAACGACAUCUUUGUUCAGUUUUUUUUUUCCUGUAUAUGAUCAUUAAAUGUGUACUGUUUAUUUAAAAAAGCUGCACAGAUUAUGUUUAUACUCAUUUAUCAACAGUCAAUGUUAAUCUUAGUGUUAAUCACAGUGCUUGCUAAUUUAUUGUCAAGUUCAUUCAGAAUGUAUGAUUUUCACAUUCUUAACAGAAGUUAAGGUAAAUAUUUGAGUUAUCUAAGGGUUUUUUUUCAUCUAAUAAAACACUGCAUUAAUGCUAUUGGUUUUAAAAUAUUAAUGUAACCUUGAAAUGUUAAAAUGAUUAUUAAAAGAAAUCUGCACACUCAGGUUUGGCCUGCAACAUUUUAGUGGCAUAGUGAGACAUGAUGGUGCUUCCACUA
Labeo rohita (rohu) is the source of this 1677-nucleotide messenger RNA. RefSeq names its product meprin A subunit beta-like. Gene Ontology annotation, molecular function: protein binding. Gene Ontology annotation, cellular component: membrane. The transcript is spliced from 7 exons. The record is from RefSeq and is a predicted model, not a curated record. Lineage: Eukaryota; Metazoa; Chordata; Actinopteri; Cypriniformes; Cyprinidae. The coding region runs from base 51 to 1226 and encodes 391 amino acids.